GAUCUCCGAGGGUGUGUUUGGACGGAGGGAGGGAAGGGACGGGAAGCGCAAGCGCCGCCCAACUCCGCGGAGCCCCGAGGCCCCUGCCUCCACCUCCCACGACUGCACCGUGCUGUUCAGUUGGACCACGCCACAGCAGCGCUGCUACUGCUUUAGCAUGAUGCCGCCGCCACGGCUGGCGUCCGCCAUCCUCGCCGCCGCCUGCAGGUUCAGAAAGCCCAUCGCCCUUCGUCAUACGCUGGGCGUUUUUGGGUCAUGCACACCAGCUGUUCGACACAAUGCCUCAGAGAUGUUGCCAUUCCUGGGCUUGCCACCAUGCCUUCACCAGAGUGCCCUUCCAAGUGGGCACUUGCUUGGAUCGCUGAGAUUUUGCCAUGCCAGCGCUUCGGAAAGUUCCAGCGAGGUCCAUGCCAGUGAAAUCCUGAGAAUUCUCAAGUCCACCGGUAGCAGCGACAAUGCUGAUCUCGGUGGUGCUCUCCGUCAGUUUGCUGAAAACAUGGAUGAGGACGUUGUCCUCAAGGUUCUCCAGAAGCAGCGGUCCAACUGGCAGGCCGCGCUGGCGUUCUUCAACUGGGCGGCGGGGCUGCCCGGGUACACCCAUGGGUCGAGGGCCUACACUGAGAUGCUGGACAUUCUCGGGCGGAUGAAGAAGGUCAGGCUCAUGAGGCAGCUGUUUGAUGAGAUUCCCAACGAGCGGUGGGAGGUCGUGGUAACCAACAGGAUGUUUGCCGUGCUGUUGAACAGGUAUGCGGGUGCGCACAAGGUACAGGAGGCAAUAGAGGUGUUCUACUUGAGGAAGGACUAUGGGUUUGAACUCGACCUGGUUGGGUUCCAGAUACUCCUGAUGUCGCUGUGCCGAUACAAGCAUGUUGAGGAGGCGGAGGUUCUGUUCCGCAAGAAGAAAGAUGAGUUCCCACAUGUCAUAAAGAGCUGGAACAUCAUACUUAAUGGUUGGUGUGUCAAGGGAAGCAUGAGAGACGCUCAAAGGAUUUGGAAUGAUAUCAUUGCAUCCAAGGUUGAACGGGACCUGUUCACCUAUGGCACAUUCAUAAAAGCACUGACCAAAGAUGGCAGAAUUGGUUCCGCAGUGAAGCUGUUCAACAGCAUGUGGGAGAAAGGCAUUAAUCCUGAUGUGGCGAUCUGCAACUGUAUCAUUGACCAGUUGUGCUUCAAGAAAAGGAUUCCAGAAGCACUUGAGAUUUUUGGUGAGAUGAAUGAUCGUCGUUGUCAAGCAGAUGUGGCUACCUACAAUACUUUGAUAAAAUACUUAUGCAAUAUAAAGAGGAUGGAGAAAGUUUACGAGCUUUUGGACGAAAUGGAAGCAAAGGGCUGCUCUCCAAACAAUAGGACAUACUCCUAUAUUCUGAAGACAACAGAGAAACCGAAAGAUGUCAUUGCUUUGAUGCAGAGGAUGGAGCAAACCGGUUGCAAAUUGGAUUCUGAUACAUAUAACUUAAUAUUGAACCUUUAUGUCGAUUGGAAAUAUGAGAAGGGGGUGCACCAAAUAUGGGAUGAGAUGGAGAGGAAUGGAUCAGGCCCAGAUCAACGAUCAUUUACUAUUAUGGUUCAUGGUCUUCAUUCCCAAGGAAAGCUUGAUGAGGCUCUGCAAUAUUACACAACAAUGAAGUCAAGAGGGUUGAUCCCUGAACCAAGGACCAAGAUACUGGUGAAAGCUAUACAUAUGAAGAAAGAUGGGGCUGUCACAGAAGAUCAGUCUGCAAAUAUGACAGGGAAGAAUCUAAAACUGGAUCCACGAUCUAGACUAUUCCAUGUUCAUAAAUAGUUUGCUGUCAGAUCUUACUUCUAUAACCUGAACAGAGGAUUGCUGGGCACGUAUUAUGUGUCAAAAGAAUCUCUUCUACCAGUCUCCAGAUCACAAUGGCCACACCUUGGGCUACAAUAAAUCAUCAGCAAAGUGUAUUGGCAUUAUGUAUACCAGAAAGUUUUGCUCAGACUUUCAAUGCCAGGGUAUGUUUUUUAUGUCUGAUACGGAUCAAUUGCAAGUACUGUAUUACACCGCUCGUAUUAUGAAGGUUGUGUGAAAUAUGACAGAUGUUUGUUUAUUCAUCUGUUAUGCAUGGCUGUGUCUACUCUCUAGUUGUUGGCUUGUUGCCAACAUAUGCAGCAGCAGGUAGCUUCAGCCGCUCAGAAGCCCAAAUGAAGGAUGGCCCAGGCAGAAUAGCUAUGUCUAGACCCAGAAAGCUUAGGACAUGUCUUGCCAGCCUGCAGUUUUGUACUCGUAGCACCAACCAUCUCCGGGUUCUGGCCGGUUAUACACAUGAUCUGGAAUGGGCAUCCGCUGAUCGAUUGAAACCUUGAACUGCUUCCGUGUUUGUCUUUUACCAUCUAUAUAGUAUGGUUAGUCAACAGCAUGCAGUACACCCAUGCAUAUGAUUGCAGCAGGAUGACAUGGCACGACCAGAACCCUUCUUUUGCCAGUUUUAGAUUCUUAUACACGGCCAACUGACGCAGCAGGGAGUUGCAUGCUAAGUAGUUCAGCGUAGGUGGUGAGUUCUCAACUCUGAUAUGGCUUAUGGAAGAACACUGUCACGGUGUCACCUAGCCGGUUGGAGGCCAACUUCUUACUAGGGACAGCAAUGGCCCUGUCCACUGUUUCGUGGCUGGUAUUAUUACCCCUAUGCAGUGAAUAUGACAUGUGGAUCUAUGUGUAUAUUAUGUCGUCAAAAGAACAUUAUAUGAACCAUUGAUCCACCUUUGAUUCUAUUAAUGUGUCAUGGUCAAUUGAUGUCAAACUCUAUUAUCUUCAAGUCUUAUUGUAUUGAUAAAAUCACGAUGCUGCUACUGCCAUUUUGAUGUUUAUAAAAGGGUAUUGAGAACCUGGUGGGUAUCCAUUCGAUGCGCAGGGGUGGGGGUGGGGAAAAAUGAGUGUAAAGGACAGGGAUACAAUAUUUAGAAAGAUGGGGCUGCCACAGAAGAUAGUCUCCAAGUAUGGCAGGGAAGAAUCUAAAACUGAUUCCUUGAUCAAGACUGUCCCAUAUUCAUAAAUAGUUCACUGACAGAUCUUGCUUCCAUAUUCUGAACAGCUGAUGCUGGGCACAUAGGUGGUUAACCGGUCAGCAGAUCGAAGAAAAAAAAAUCUUGCCUGUCAGUGUCCAUGAUGGCCUCAUCUUGGGUUAGAGACAAUCAUCCGUAAAGAAUCAUGUGUUUGCCUGAUUAGUUCAAUCUCAAGUACUGUUUUACAGAUUUUACUCUGAGGGAUAUGUGAAAUAUAUGCACAUUUGUUUGUUUAUCUGUUA
Messenger RNA from Setaria italica (foxtail millet), 3257 nucleotides. Its product is annotated as putative pentatricopeptide repeat-containing protein At3g15200. The transcript is spliced from 2 exons. The record is from RefSeq and is a predicted model, not a curated record. Bases 158 to 1783 code for a protein of 541 amino acids. Gene Ontology annotation, molecular function: protein binding. Lineage: Eukaryota; Viridiplantae; Streptophyta; Magnoliopsida; Poales; Poaceae.